GGCUGGUGGGAACGGCGUACCGCAUCGUGCUGCUGCAGCCCAGCUCGGCCCUCGCCGCCCUGCAGAUGGCCGCCAGCGACAGCGUCACCAUGGCCACCCUCGGAGCUGUGUUCGGCCUCACUACCUGCCUCAGUGCCCAAGUGCGAGAGGAGACGGAGAGUCCCUUGGACUAUUUCAUCGGAGGUUGUGCCACAGGAGCUGUCUUGGGCGCGAGAGCGCACAGCUACAUGACGGGUACCACGGCGUGUUUGGGGUUCGGAAUUACGGCUGCUCUGAUGAAGAUCGGUAACAAGGAGGGCUGGAGGCUGGCGGGCCCUCCCAAGCUGUGA
Messenger RNA from Apaloderma vittatum (bar-tailed trogon), 329 nucleotides. RefSeq names its product NADH dehydrogenase (ubiquinone) 1 alpha subcomplex, 11, 14.7kDa (gene NDUFA11). Lineage: Eukaryota; Metazoa; Chordata; Aves; Trogoniformes; Trogonidae. Gene Ontology annotation, biological process: mitochondrial respiratory chain complex I assembly. The annotation marks the transcript as partial. The transcript has 3 exons. The record is from RefSeq and is a predicted model, not a curated record.